AUGUAUGUUGAUGUGCUCUGUGCAACUACUCCACAUGCAUUCCGAAUUUAUCAGAUUUUGAAAACCAAAACAUAUUACAUAGUUGUGUUAACACUCUGCGACUAUGCCUUUGACAAUAGUUCUCGGCCAGUCAACCCAAUUGGAAGAACGGGUCUUCGAGGAAGAGGUGCUCUCGGAAGGUGGGGUCCAAAUCAUGCGGCUGAUCCUUUGGUGACGAGGAACAAGAACGGCAAACUACAAUUUGUUGCUAUUGAACGUGGAGACACCGGUGUGUUGGCUCUAAAUGAUCACAGGGUUUUGUUCAACCUUAUUCUCUUAACUCUUUAUACGCUCAUUCGUGUGAAUGGGCCAUUCCUGGUGGAAUGGUCGAUGCGGGCGAAGGGUUAUGUCGAUGAUCCGAGAAAUACUGAUAAUGCUUGGAUGGAAACCACCUGCAUGAAUUUUCAUGACACAACUGGUCUUUUGGAUAAAGUUGAACUCAAGGCUGGAGAUGAUGCUGUGAAUGUUAGAUGGAUUGAUGUUGACGCCAAUGAGCCACUCUAUGCUUCUCAUUCGGAUCUGAUUGAGCUUUUGAAACAACAUCAUAAUAAAAAGUAA
This is a messenger RNA of Strongylus vulgaris, 597 nucleotides long. NCBI's taxonomy places the organism in Eukaryota, Metazoa, Nematoda, Chromadorea, Rhabditida, Strongylidae. The record is from the annotation of a GenBank genome assembly.